This is a messenger RNA of Cercospora beticola, 3479 nucleotides long. RefSeq lists its product as uncharacterized. NCBI's taxonomy places the organism in Eukaryota, Fungi, Ascomycota, Dothideomycetes, Mycosphaerellales, Mycosphaerellaceae. The record is from RefSeq and is a predicted model, not a curated record.
GCUGCUACUCAUGCACGUCCGUCGUUCUACGUCACUUCAAGGGUCGAUCUCUUGAACUUCGCUACGCAGCCACAUUUUUAUUGGAACCGCGAGAAGCAGGAAUCGUGAGAACGACUGCGAGACCGCACCGCAUCGCAUCCUCCACACACCUGCGCACCUGCUCCCGCCCAUUCGCCCACGCACCGACACGUACGUCAAGUCGAACCGCUCGAGCUCGCCAGCCGAACGACGCGCGCGCACAGCCUGACGACCGUCGCGCAAGGCUCGAGGGCGCCACCACUUCACGAGCAUAUCACCGUCCGUCCGCGCCACCUGUGAUUCCUGCUAACUAGCCUUCAUAUGCUUCCAGCGCCGCCGCGACAGCGUCCGUGACAACACAUAACAUGACCACGACACUGCCUGCCCUCGACUGCGACUGCGACCACCACUUCCGCCCUGCGCGUCGAUAGUGACACAUUUUCCCACCCGCCGCCGCCUGGGCCUCCGCCUUAGCGCAUGUCCUCCAACAUGGGCGACUCACGCUCUUCACCCUCGCCCGUGCGGCCACCCGCCAAGGCAGUCGUCCACGAAACUUCACCACCGUCCACACAGCCCGGCCAGCGCCCAUCCGUGGCUCGGUCCCAAGCCUCCUCAGACCGGCCGUCGUUGCAGCCAACGUGCUCCUCACCCGUCGGAUCCGAAGACUCCAUUCCCAAGGCUACCACUUCCUCACGGCCACGCGCGGGGUCUCGUUCGGAGCGACCUCCGCCCAUUCUGCACCAGCAGCAGCAACAGCAGCCCGUCAAAGAUGCCGUCAAUGCCGCCUUUGACAACACUGCUUCCAGUAGCCAGCUGGCUCCCGAGGUUGAGAAGAGACUAAUUGAACAGGUGACUGAGCAAGUUAUCAAGAACCUUCAUUUGGCCAAUUUGUCUGCGGGUCCGGCGUCAACUUUCCCACCGCAUUCACAACGCCCUCCCUCGGCACCGCGUUCGGUCUCCAAUGCCUCCCGAUCAUCACCGCAACGUUCUCCUGCAUUGAGCUCGACUGCCGAAUCCUUCCCGCCUCAUUUCACUCCUCCUUCUCCCGCCUUGGACAGAGACAUUUUCUACCGCUCCAGUAAAGGGUCAUCGCCAGAACGUGCGGCAGAGCCCGCUGAAGGCGCCGACAACCCCACACACCGGAGCCAUGAAAGUAUCCGGAGUCGAGGCAGCACUCAGGCCAACCAGGAAAAGGAGUCCACUCCGCGAGGGUCGCAACCAGAUAUCAGCAUUACGGGGCUGAAGCGUAGUCAGACGGCAACCUUGGCUCAAGAUCUGAGUGCCAGCGAUGUGCUGCCAAACCGGACUAGAGGAUCCUCUGAGGCCGCUGCACGUGCAGUACGACAGGAAGGUAAUCGCGCUUCGUUCGACUCUGCAGCACCAAACAAGGACCGCUCUGCCAAACUGGACGGAGCUUCUAGUGACACAGAGGAACCGACCACGCUGGAGCAGUAUUGGCGGCCACUGUUCGACAACGGAAGUCCUACUCCACGGCUCGGCCAACUUUUGCGAGGACUGGCCCGGCAUCUCGUUGAUGACGAUGAGCCCAAGGGAAGUCUGGUGAUUGGCCCUAAGAAGAUGCUUCGCUUCCUGGAUGAGACCAAAGUCGAGAAGGAGAACUACCCUUGGACGACCAUAUUUGGUGGCAAAAUGUCUCAUGAGUCAAUUUCCCUCAUGUAUCGGAAGCUGCUGUGCCAGCAUCAUUUUAUCCAGCCCCAACAGCAUGCUCAGGAUGCUCCCACCGUGCCGGCUCUGACUCCGCAUGGCUUUGCUUCGUUCAUGACCUGCCUCAUUCAGGCACAUCCAGAUACCGAAUACGCGAGAUUGUCCUUGGCCGUCAGGGACAUGCCCAUUUCCAAUGCCGACGACGUCAAAGAGCGCUUUCCGAAGGAGCUGCCGAGGCGAUUGCUGCCACCAAAGCCGAAUGUGCAGGCUGAGCAAAGACUGAUUGCUAGUCUCAAUCAUGAGCCAGAUUUGGUGCCUCUUGAGAGAGUCAUCAACGCAAUGCCACCUCCACCGCCCUCGGCUCCACCUUCGGCCUCUCCCCAACAGCAGGCAUUCCCCGAACGCGAAAGAGCGCCCUACAGCAAAUCUGCAUCUCAAUCUAAUGCCGUGGACGACGAUGACUUAUCUGCAGUAUCACCACCCGCCGUAUCAAUAGAACGCGAGAGAAAACCGUACUCUGCGAAGGAAGGUACAGGAAAGCAGUACGAAGCGGAUCAUCGCGAGAGGGAGAGACUGCGAGAUCGAGAUGGAGAACGCGAACGCGAACGAGAGAAGGAACUGCGCGAAAGGGAUCGUGAGCGAGAGAGGGAGCGGGAGAGGGAACGUGAACGCGAUCGGGAGCGAGAUCGAGACCGAGACCGCUCUCAUCGACAGUCGAGCAGAGCCAACACGUCCCAACAACGACCGGACUUCGUGCCUCCACGACCGACACGGCAAGAUUCUAGCCACUUCCCAGCGACGGACCCGCUGGACAUACCACCACCGAGCAGGAGCCAAAGAUCCUCAGGUCCACCACCUCUUGCCCCCAACGGUGGUCCGUACUCCAAGAGUGGCCGCAGAUCACCGCCUCUCAGGGGACCCUUCCGGAGCGAGCCUCUCGAUAUCAACCAGAUUCCCCCAUCUCAAUUUGCAUCCAACCUUCACGGCCCACCGCCUCGCGAGCGAUUUCCCGGCCCCCAGCCAGGCCAGAACAUGUACGACCAGGUGCAAUAUGGGUCUGGCAGCAUUCCAAACAACUUUAAUCGCAACUCGAUGCCAGGCAUGCCCGAAGAAAGAAGACGUAGCUGGUAUCCUGGCGCAUCGGCCGCGCCAGGUGGUACAGAUGGUUAUGGUAGUUAUGCCAACAAUCCGAACCAGUUUGGGCCGCCACCCACGCACUAGGAGCGCAAGGGUAAGGGCAAAAGCAGCUCUGGCAGCCCAACUUUUACCGGUGGCAGCACCAGCAGCCCCAGCCAUUCCAUACUGAAGAACCCGGGACCAUCUCCGAUGCGCCGCGAGAGCAAUCGUGAGGAACAACGCGAAAGCUUCGACAGCGAAUCUUCGACUGAACAAGCCCGACGGCAACUCCGCAGCCGAUCCCGGACACGACUCCAAUCCUAUGGAGACGGAGAGUAAACAUUAUCAAUACAACAAAAGACACCACGACACGAUAGCAUUGCGAUGGCGUUCCACACGAAGUUAUGACUUGUGGACUUCUUGUACCAAUACCUCACGAUUAGAGGAGAUUCUUUACUUAACGAUGCGAUGAGCGAUACGACAACGACCUGAUUACAUUAGUUUGGUCCAUUCUUCGAUACCCAGGCAUUGUUGUUUCUAUUCGCUGUUUCAUGGACGCGUGUGUUUGCGGUGGAAAGUAUUGAUAUGCGAGGGCCCUGACAUGUCAGACUCGAGGAUGAUGAGACGCUAAUCUUGUUCUUGUACGUAUAUAGCAUUGUUAUGAAUCAAAGCGGAUGAGG